Messenger RNA from Lactuca saligna, 939 nucleotides. NCBI's taxonomy places the organism in Eukaryota, Viridiplantae, Streptophyta, Magnoliopsida, Asterales, Asteraceae. The record is from the annotation of a GenBank genome assembly.
AUGGAGGAGCUUGGUUAUCUUGCUGACCCUAACCAUCGCAGUGGAUAUAUAGCUGUUGUAGGCAAGCCCAAUGUUGGAAAAAGUACACUUUCAAACCAGAUGAUUGGGCAAAAACUCUCCAUUGUUACAGAUAAGCCUCAAACAACAAGGCAUCGAAUCCUUGGUAUAUGUUCUGCCCCAGAGUAUCAGAUGAUAUUAUACGAUACACCUGGUGUUAUCGAGAAGAAGAUGCACAAAUUAGACACAAUGAUGAUGAAAAAUGUCCGUAGUGCUGCCAUUAAUGCAGACUGUGUAUUGGUUGUUGUUGAUGCAUGCAAGACACCCCAAAAUAUCAAUGAAGUGUUGCAAGAAGGAGUAGGAGAACUUAAAGAAAAUGUGCCUGUGUUACUGGUUUUAAACAAGAGAGAUCUCAUUAAACCUGGUGAAAUGGCAAAGAAACUUGAGUGGUAUGAGAAAUCUACUGAUGUAGAUGAAGUGAUACCAGUGAGUGCCAAAUAUGGUCAUGGAAUUGAUGAUGUGAAGGAUUGGAUACUAUCCAAACUUCCACUGGGACCCGCAUAUUAUCCCAAGGAUAUAACUAGUGAGCAUCCAGAAAGAUUCUUCAUAGGUGAAAUUGUUAGAGAAAAGAUCUUUAUGCAAUUCAGAAAUGAAGUUCCUUACGCAUGUCAAGUGAAUGUAAUAAAUUACCAAACUAGGCCUAAUGCAAAAGACUUCAUUCAAGUUGAAAUAGUUGUUGAGAAAAACACCCAAAAAAUCAUCCUCAUUGGAAAGGAUGGAAAGGCUUUAAAGCUUCUUGCAACAGCUUCUAGACUUGACAUUGAAGAUUUCUUGCAAAAAAAAGUUUUUUUGGAGGUGGAAGUGAAGGUGAAAGAGAAUUGGAGACAAGAUGAAGGGCUUUUGAGGUAUUAUGGGUAUGGGGGAAAAAUUCAAGCUUUGUGA